Messenger RNA from Pseudonaja textilis, 4168 nucleotides. RefSeq names its product CRK like proto-oncogene, adaptor protein (gene CRKL). Lineage: Eukaryota; Metazoa; Chordata; Lepidosauria; Squamata; Elapidae. Gene Ontology annotation, molecular function: receptor tyrosine kinase binding; signaling adaptor activity. Gene Ontology annotation, biological process: cell migration; enzyme-linked receptor protein signaling pathway; positive regulation of ERK1 and ERK2 cascade. Gene Ontology annotation, cellular component: cytoplasm. The record is from RefSeq and is a predicted model, not a curated record.
CGCGGCGCCAUUUUGGCGCGGGCUCCGGCGGGCGCGGCGGCAAGGCCGGAGCAGCGGCGCGAGAGCCCCGCCCGCCAUGAUGUCAUCGCCGCCGCCGCCGCCGCCCUCGUCCUCGUCGGGGCCCUCGGGGCGCCGCUUCGACGCGUCGGACCGGUCGGCGUGGUACGCGGGCCCUCUGUCGCGCGCGGAGGCGCAGGGCCGGCUGCAGGGCCAGCGGCACGGGACCUUCCUGGUGCGCGACUCGUCCACCUGCCCCGGCGACUACGUGCUCUCGGUGUCGGAGAACGCGCGCGUCUCCCACUACAUCAUCAACUCCCUGCCCGGGCGGCGCUUCAAGAUCGGCGACCAGGAGUUCGACCACCUGCCGGCCCUGCUGGACUUCUACAAGGUCCACUACCUGGACACCACCACCCUGCUGGAGCCCGCGCCCAGGUACCCGCUGAUGGGUUCUGGUACCGGCUCUGGUGCAUCGGCUGCAGAGGAGAAUGUGGAAUAUGUUCGGACUCUUUAUGACUUUCCUGGUAACGAUGCGGAGGAUCUACCAUUUAAAAAGGGGGAGAUACUCGUCAUCGUAGAAAAGCCCGAAGACCAGUGGUGGAGUGCCAGAAACAAAGACGGGCGCAUUGGGAUGAUCCCUGUCCCCUAUGUUGAGAAGCUGGUGAGAUCGUCUCCUCAUGGGAAGCAGGGUGGCAGGAAUUCCAAUAGCUAUGGGAUCCCGGAGCCCGCCCAUGCCUACGCUCAGCCUCAGACCUCCAGCCCUCUUCCCAGUGCCACCCACACUCCCGGAGCGGUCAUCAACCCCUUGCCUUCAACCCAGAAUGGACCAGUCUAUGCCAAAGCCAUUCAGAAGAGGGUUCCCUGUGCUUAUGACAAGACUGCCUUGGCGUUAGAGGUUGGUGACAUUGUGAAGGUCACACGGAUGAAUAUCAAUGGUCAGUGGGAAGGAGAAGUCCAUGGAAGAAAAGGGCUCUUCCCUUUCACGCACGUCAAAAUAAUUGACCCUCAGAAUCCCGAUGAAAACGAAUGAUCUGCUGGUCCAUCUCUGCAUUGCUGCUUCCUUCUCCUGGCUAUUUUGAGCAUCAUUUGAAGUGCGGUGGUUGUUGAUGGCGCAUCCUAAGGAUUGCCAGUUGCUCAUGUUUCCAUCUUGCAGUGAUUUCACCAGCCCAGCCAUGUCUCUUUUGAGAACGCACCUGGUAGUCCGGCAUUUGCAGUUUCUCCUAGAAGGUUUUUGGACCGUGGGCUGAUUGUGGUGCUGUCUAGGCAGAGGGGGAGGGUUUGAGACAUCCGGUUUCUUUGCUGAAUACUUUGCUCAGAAAGAGAAUUCUAGAUAAUUUUGUCUAACUCCAAACAAUAAUAAAAAUGCAUUUUCAUGAGGCAUGGAAGAUGAGAGGACAUAAUCAUGUUAAACAAUUACGUCUUUAGAGAAUUGUUGAUGCUUCUGUGUUACAAAGAGAGGGUGUUUUUUUUUUGAGUUUGCCAUUGAUUUAGAAUAAAUUGUAGCAAACUCUUGAAAACCACAUUUCCACAUUGUCAUCUUUAUAACCAUGUAUAAUUGAUUCAUUUGCCAUAUACCUGCCUAAACCUCUGCUUGAUUCAGAUUUAUUUAGAUUUGAAAUGAUACUCCAGGCACUAAAUACAACCUUUUAGAAGAACCUUAUACGAGCUUUGAUGAAACUACAUUUACCCCUUUAAAAUCUUGGUGUUUUUUUUUAAAAAAAGCAAAAACGAAGCAUUGAUAAUCAGUUACCAAGAACGCAACAGCAACAACUCAAAAGAUACUCUUGGGCCUUUGUUUUCUGCGUGGAGGCGCAGGAGUACAAAGUCAUGGUGAAAUCAGUUCUCUGUGCUAAGUUUAAACCCAGUGAAAUAUGAUAACGAAGAAACUUGAAUGUUGGUUAUAGCAUGUGAAGCCCUUGACUCCCUGAGGGACGGUUUUGAAAGUUCCCUGGUGCUGAUCUCUUGCGCCGUUGAACCUCAAGUGCCUUAACCCGAGGACGACAGGUGCUGAAAGGGACAGUUGGAGCCGUUUGGUCUAGAGAGAAACCUUCCGGAUCACCAGCAGCGCUGGGCAGGGGGCUGACAUUCUGGGGAGAGGGCUGCCCGGGUGCUUUGUAAUGGACUACAAUGUGGCCAUUCUAUUAAGUGCCUGGGCACGAUUGAAUGACUGUCGUACUACUGAGCUUUGUGUUAGGGAUAUUUAUGCUGCACUAAAUGUCCGUCUGCCAUACCAUAGUUCUGCCGCACAGCUGGCCUAAUCCUACGAACAAUCCAGACAAGGGCAGUAGCUGAGCUGUGUUUUGCCUCGCUGGGCUGCAGAGGGAGCAAGGACGCCUGGAAUUCGGCGAGUUGUGAUUCUGCCGGGCUACUCUAGAGCAGCCAAGGCUUUUUCCCUUUCCUUUGGUUAGCUCCACUCUUGGUUGCUUUCUUGGUCAAUGGAGAAUGAAGUGUCAUAGACAACCACGCCAACCAUGUCAAAGGCCCCAGGAAGGGAAGCGGGCAGUCGGAGAGUGGACUCGGAAUGGCUUUGAUCAGAGCUGGUCAAGGCAGUUCAGGUGCAGCAGACUAAAUUAAUUUGAUGGUACAUUUUAAAGGCAUCCAGAUGUUGGCUACUUUACUGCUUUUUUCCCCUCUGUUUUGGUCUUUCCUACCUAGAGAAGUCGGAAGUGCUUUUGAUUGUGGAGGUCCUUGCCGUUUGCUUACGACUAUUGCAUUCAGAGAGCCUCCUGUGGAAUCCAGCUACGCUCUGCAUUAUUUUGAGGAUUAUUAUUUUUUUCGGUCUGUGCUUUGUCAUGUAGGUAUUGAAAGCCUCGAAGGUGACUCAGAAAUGAGUUCGCUCAUUGAGCAGGAGAAGGGUGCAAGCGGGGUCCAUCGGCCGCGGAAGGCCUUCUGUUUCUUCCUUGCAACAAUUGAUGCCUCAGGUUAGCAGGGAAGGCCUCUUAAGAGCUGUCCCUCACCUCAGAUCAGGGAAGGUCUUGCAGGUUGUCUAAUUAAGGAGCGAAAAGCAUUUGUUCUGAUUAUUUCAUACGUGUUUUUAUUUUACUUUGCCGAGGGGAGGGGAUUGGAGGUGAAAUAUUGUAGAAUGAGACUGUCUGAACUCCAGUUUGGCUGCCCCACCAGUCAUAUAACGUUUUCUGGUGUCUCCAGUGAAUGCGAGUUGGGGAAAAAGUAGCCUGAAAUUCACGCAUCUUUUAAAGUCAGUGAAGCAUCAUUUGAAUUCUGGGCAGUUGGGAGGGGGACUCUCUGACAGCCCCUCCAGGAAGAGCUGGGGGGGGGGGGGCGUGCCUGGCCGAAAUAGGCCGCCUGUGGGAAAGGCCUCCGGGUGAGCGUGAGAUACAGGAUAGCCCACAGCUGCAUAGUGGGUGGAGCAAGAGGGUCAGAAGGCCCCCCCCCUAAUUUAUCAGUCUCUAAAGGAGACGGUGGGAUAGUUGUACUUUCAGACUUGCGAGAUUCGGUUAACGUAACUGUACAAGAAAGCUAUUAGGUCCAAACCUAAAGAUGAAAUCAGAUUAAAUCCUUCCUUAGUCUACUUCUAAUGGCGGAAUCUUGCCAAACUAAAGCUAUUACCUUCGACCUUAAUAGAUGAUAUUAGGGUGGGUGGACUAGAAGGACCUCCAAGGUCCCUUCCAACUGCCGUCAAUCCUAAGAGAUUCUAGGUGUGGAUACCCUGAGCCCCUUUCCCUACUCUCUGCUCCUCCGGGCGCCCGCUCCCAUCACGACGGAUAGGAUUGGCUUCUUUCACCAGGUUUCCCGUCUGGUCUGGUGACCCUGUCCAGCUUGCAAUCUUCCAUCUCUUUCCAGCCCAAGAAAUCGGGGAGAUGCCCUCCCGAGGCUCUUGCUCUGCCCAGGUCUUUCUCACACACCCCUGCAGGCUGCCCGUCCCCUUCUCCAGGCCGAACAGAGUGGACGGAGGCUCACGCUCACCAGGGACUGGCUCCUGGGAUCUGUGGACUGUGCCUCGCUGUUUUGAGAGUUUGUCAAGGGUUUUUUUUUAUUAUUUUAUGCUACAAAUUAACAGUAUUAAGUAUAUUUUUAGAACAUGUGAACUGUGUUUAAAGUUAGUGCCUUUUUGUUUUCUUGAUAAUUAUAAUUCACUACUGGUCCCACAUCGAGCAAAGGAAUUCAGUGCCCCUGUUUGUGUUACUUUCAAUAAAACAUGCAUCAUGUUUGC